AUGAAAGGCCUCGUUAUUACCCUUCUGGGCCUCCUUGCUCCUGUCACCGCGUAUGCGCCAGGCCUGGAGGUGGUCUAUUCCCUGGACGCAGCAACCCAGGGCAUCAGCUUCAGCGCAAACGGGCGCAAGUUCCUGUCCCAGCGGUACUCCCUGACUCUUCCGCCUCGCAUUGUCGAACUCCUGGACGACAACACCACUGCGCUCUACCCAAACAAGGCUUGGAACUCGUACAACUCCAGUGACCCAGCCUCCGACCCUCGCAAGACCUUUGUCAAUAUCGACGGUGCACGCAUCGGUCCCGAUGAUCGCUACUGGGUAGUCGACGGCGGUUCAACUGGCGUCAACGGUUCUACCAAGCUUGUAGGCGUGAACCUGACCACAAAUGCCGUCGACCGGUCCUAUUCUCUAGACAGCGUCAUAGCCAGCAAAAGCGGCAUUGACGACGUCCGCUUCAGCGCUUCCGGAGAAGUCGCAUACCUCAGCGAUACCGCCGGUGCUCUUGUCGUGCUCAAUCUCACCUCCAGCCAUGCCGUCCGCGUCCUCGCCAACUCCGACUCUGCCACGGCCUGGUUCCCCAUGAUGUACAACGGUACCCUGGUUCCUGGCUACGGCGGUAGCACACUUGCCGUGGGCCUUGACCAAAUCGAAGUCUCCCCUGACGGUGUUUACCUCUACUACCAACCCUGCAACGGCGGUCUCUACCGCAUCAAGACAUCCUACGUCGACGCCGCCCUGACAAACUCCACGAUGGCCUCUACCCUCGGCGACUACGCCGAGCCGUUUGCCCUAACUCCAAGUACAGGCGGGACGACUAUUGACGGCGAUGGGAAUAUCUACAUCAGCGACACCAACCUGCUCGCUAUCUGGAAGGUCACGCCGGAGGGCAGGACUACCAUCCUCGUCCAGGACGAUGCUCUUCUUUGGACCGACCUGAUGUGGGUAUCGGCUGAUAAGAAGCUUUGGCUGCCGGCUUCCCAGAUGCGUCCUGGUGGUGAUGGUCUUAUGGCUGAAGGGCCUAACUAUAUCUUUACCUACCCUAUUGAUGCGGGGCCGUCUCUUAUUGACCAUGCUUAG
Molecule: messenger RNA, 1074 nt
Organism: Aspergillus versicolor CBS 583.65
Lineage: Eukaryota; Fungi; Ascomycota; Eurotiomycetes; Eurotiales; Aspergillaceae
Exons: 1
Coding region: 1-1074 (357 amino acids)
Source: RefSeq, a predicted model, not a curated record